This is a messenger RNA of Gaeumannomyces tritici R3-111a-1, 3503 nucleotides long. RefSeq names its product cation-transporting ATPase pacS. NCBI's taxonomy places the organism in Eukaryota, Fungi, Ascomycota, Sordariomycetes, Magnaporthales, Magnaporthaceae. The record is from RefSeq and is a predicted model, not a curated record. The coding region runs from base 189 to 3503 and encodes 1104 amino acids. Gene Ontology annotation, molecular function: metal ion binding; ATP hydrolysis activity; ATP binding. Gene Ontology annotation, cellular component: membrane. The transcript has 4 exons. Gene Ontology annotation, biological process: monoatomic cation transport.
CCGCUUCGCUCUGAGCAACUUAUUUAAAACAAGCUUGCUCUCCCGUCCGAACACCCCAUCCCUGGGCUGCUAGAGCACGAAGCUGGGUCCCGGGAAGAAGCUUGAUCCAACGCUAGAAACAUCACUAGAAGCAUCAUCGUCGUUAAAUUCUCUUCACAACACACCCUCACCUCCCUGUCCCUGUCGCCAUGGGAUCCGGCUGCUGCGGAGGCGGCGGAGGCUGCCAGGACAAGCCGGCCGAGCCACGUUGCGACGGGCCCGCAACCGCCUCGGACGACCACGCUCGCGCUAGUCGCGAGCUGGACGGCGAUGAGCCCGGCCCCGAGCACAAGGGCGCAGCUGACAGCUGCUGUGACACUUCGGCCGACAAGUGCUGCAGCACUCCCGGCGACGACUGUUGCGACACGCCCGGCGACGACUGCUGCGACGACGAGACCUGCUACGAGGCCGACAGCGCCUCGACCGCGCCCUCCACCAAGACUCUUGAGUGCUGCAACACCAACGAGGAGCACUGCGACGUGAAGUGCAUUUAUGCCGCCGCCACGGCUGAGUGCGAGAAGACCUGUGAUGACGAUGCGGCUCAUGAUGCUGCAACCGGACACGAGCACGCCCACGACCAGAACGGUCACCACGGCUCUGCGUGUAACUCGCACGUUGCCAAGGCCUUUGAGCAGUACAGCGCCUAUCUGGAAACGGCCCGCUGCAUCUGCCGUAGCAUCCUCGAGCGUGGCCUGCCGUCGGCCGCGUGCUGCGGCGAGCAGCAGCAACAACAACAGCGACAGCAGCGCCAGUCGGCACCGCAAAAGUACCAAGCCAAGCGCUCGGCUACGAGCAUCACGGCCAUCAAAGCCAAGAACGGACACGGCCUGGAUGUCGCCGAAGCCGAGACUACCGCUCACGGACUGCGCAAAAAGGCUGCCCAUCACCACCACGGCAUGAAGCGCCGCCACAAGGCCAAGCAGCACCAUCACGUCCACGCUCACGACCACGGCAACAUGGCGAUUGGGGUGGUCAAGGAGGACAACGAGUCCGAUUGCUGCGGUGAUAGUCACGACCAUGGUGACCACGACCAUGGUGACCAUGGUGAUGGUCACCACCGGGCCGAGCCCAUGUUUGCCAACAUCCGCAAGACCACCGCAGCCCCUGUCGACGAGCAGGACAUCGAGAAUGAUGCGGGAGCGCUUGAAUACAUCGCCCUCACCGUCGACGGUAUGACCUGCUCUGGCUGCGGGAACAAACUCGAGCGCACCCUGAAGGCCGCAUCCCCAGGAGUCAGCGGCGUGCGCGUCAACUUCGUCAUGGGCAGUGCCGAGUUCACCCUCGACUCCUCCCACGGCGACAAGGCCGAGGACGUGAUACGCAUCGCCGAGCGCGCCACCGGCUUCAGGUGCGCCCGCAUGUCUGACGGAGACCAGACCCUGGACCUCCUGGUGGCGUCGAACCGGGCUGCUGCCGCCCUCUGCGACUUGGAGGUCCACGGAGUGACCCAGGUCGCGCCCCUGGACAAGAAGCGCGUCCGCGUCACCUACGAACCCGCCGUCAUCGGGCCUCGCACGCUGCUGGAGCGCAUCGGCGACCUCUCGGCCGGGCUGGCCCCGCCCAGCGACGAUCCGUCCGUCUCGAGCGGCCGCAAGCGGCUGUGGGACCAGCUCAUCAAGACCAUUGUGGCGGCCGUCUUGACACUCCCCGUCCUGGUUCUUGCCUGGGGCAAGGAGAGCGUACACGUCGACCCCAUCACGAGCGCGUCUGUCUCCAUUGCUCUGGCCACGCUGGUCCAGCUCGUGGCAGUUCCCGACUUCUACCACCCCGCCAUCUCGGCCCUGAUCCACUCCGGGUCCGUCGAGAUGGACAUGCUCGUCGUCAUCAGCAUCACGGCCGCCUACGUCUACUCGCUCGUAGCCUUUGGGCACCGCGUGGCGGGGACCCCGCUCGAGACCCAGGAAUUCUUCGAGACCAGCACCCUGCUCAUCACGCUGGUGCUUUUCGGCCGCCUGGUCGCCGCCUUUGCGCGCAUGCGCGCCGUCGCCGCCGUCUCCCUCCGCUCCCUCCAGGCCGCCACGGCCCUGCUCGUCGUCGACGCGCCCGAGAAGGGCCAGCAGCCGAGCGAGGUCGAGAUCGACGCCCGCCUCCUGCAGUACGGCGACCGCUUCAAGGUCCUGCCGCACUCAGCCGUGCCCACCGACGGCAUCGUCGUGAGCGGCGCGAGCGAGGUGGACGAGUCCAUGCUGACGGGCGAGGCCGUCCCCGUCGCAAAGGCCAAGCACGACACGGUCGUGGCCGGCACCGUCAACGGGUCGGGCGCCCUCGUGGUGCAGCUCACCAGGCCGCCCGGCAAGAACACCGUGACCGACAUCGCCCGCCUCGUCGAGGACGCGGCCAACUCCAAGCCCAAGAUCCAGGACGUCGCCGACCGCGUGGCCGGCUGGUUCGUGCCCGUCGUCACCUCGGUCGCCAUUGUCGUCACCGUCGUCUGGGUCCUGGUCGGCCUCAAGGUGCGCUCGUUCCCCGCCGGCCGCGCCGUCGCCGACGCCGUCACCUACGCCGUCGCCGUGCUCGCCGUGUCGUGCCCCUGCGCCCUCGGCCUGGCCGUGCCCAUGGUCCUCGUCGUCGCGGGCGGCAUCGCGGCCCGCGGCGGCGUCAUCAUCAAGUCGGCCGAGUGCACCGAGAUGGCGCGCAAGGUGACCGACGUCGUCUUUGACAAGACGGGCACCAUCACCGAAGCCGAGCUCGACGUUCUCGAGACCGAGUACCCGCAAGCGCCGACCAUUACUGAGGCUGAGGCGGCCGGCAUCGCCCGCGCCCUUGCCGCCGGCAACAAGCACCCCGUCUCGGUCGCCGUCGCCAAACACCUCGAACAGCACACAGCCUCCCCCGUCGACGACGUCCACGUGGUGCCCGGGUCCGGCAUCGAAGCCAAGCACAACGGCCUCGCGCUCCGCGCAGGGAACUCCGAGUGGACUGGUACCGCGUCCGACCCGACCGUGACGCGCCUCCAGCAGCAGGGCAUGAGCAUCUUCGCCGUGGCCCUCGACGGGAAAGCCAUCGCCGUCUACGGCCUCCGAACCCGCCUCCGGCCCGACGCCGUCUCCGUGGUGGCCGGGCUCCAGCGCCGCGGCAUCACCGUCCACCUCGUGUCGGGCGACCAGAGCCGCGCCGUCGCGUCGGUCGCCGCCCAGGUCGGCAUCCACGCCUCCAACGUGGCCAGCCAGAACACGCCGGCCCAGAAGCGCGAGUACGUGGCCGACCUCAUGGCCGCGGCCCCGCCGUCGUCGCGCAAGCACAAGAAGCGUGUCGUCAUGUUCGUGGGCGACGGCACCAACGACGCCGUGGCCGUGGCGCAGGCCGACGUGGGCGUGCAGCUCGCCGCCGCCGCCGCGGGCAGUUCGGGCGCCUCGGCCGCCGCCGCCGCGGGAAGCGAGAUCGUGAGCGUCCUGCCCGUCAUCGUCGCCGCCGCCACCAUGUUCGCCGCCGGCAAGGGCCGCGCUGCCGAGCGCGGGCUCUGA